AUGGCUCCCACUGAGGUCAAGCAGUAUGACUAUAUCGUCAUUGGUGGUGGUAGCGGUGGUAGUGGUAGCGGACGCAGAGCCGCCGGCUGGUAUGGCGCGAAGACAUUGAUUGUAGAAAGUGGUCGCUCCGGAGGUACCUGUGUCAAUGUCGGCUGUGUCCCCAAGAAGAUGACCUGGAACUUCGCCUCCAUCAACGAGACUCUCCACGUCGCCAAGCACUACGGCUACGACGUCUCCGAGAACGUCGACAAGAACUACCGCCACUUCAAGGAAAUCCGCGACUCCACCAUCAAGCGGUUGAAUGGAAUCUACGAACGCAACUGGGGUCGCGAGGGCAUUGAUCUUGUCCACGGCCGCGCCGGUUUCGUCGAGCCCAAGACCAUCGAGGUGACUCUCGAGGAUGGCUCCAAAGCACGGUACACGGCCCCUCACAUCCUGAUUGCGGUGGGUGGACGGCCCAGCAUCCCGGACGUCAAGGGCGCCGAGCACGGUAUCACCAGCGAUGGCUUCUUCGAGAUCGAGGAAUUGCCGCCCAAGAUUGCCGUUGUCGGUGCGGGAUACAUUGCAGUGGAGUUGGCCGGUGUGAUGGGCGCCGUUGGAUGCGAGACGCACAUGUUCAUCCGUGGCGAGACUUUCCUGCGCAAGUUCGACCCCAUGAUUCAGAAGACCAUGACUGAGCGGUACGAGGCCUCUGGCAUCCACAUCCACAAGCAGCACCCUGGUCUCAAGGAGGUGCAGCUCAUCCGUGAUGGUAAGGGCAAGGACAAGCUGCUCAAGCUUAUCUCGAAUGACGGGUCGGAAAUGGAGGUCAACGAGCUCCUCUGGGCCGUGGGUCGCUUGCCCGAGGUUGAGGACCUGAACCUCGAUGUCCCCGGCGUUAAGCUGAACAAGUCCGGCCAUAUCGAAGUCGAUGAAUAUCAGAACACCAGUGUCAACGGUGUCUAUGCUCUGGGUGAUGUGACUGGUCACGCCGAGUUGACUCCUGUCGCUAUUGCCGCCGGUCGCCAACUCGGCAACCGUCUCUUUGGUCCUGACGAAGUUCGCGACUCCAAGCUUUCCUACGAGAAUAUCCCCACGGUGGUCUUCUCCCACCCCGAAGUUGGCACCGUGGGUCUCACCGAGCCCGAAGCCCGUGAGCGCUACGGCGAUGACCAGAUCAAGAUCUACCACACCCGGUUCACAGCCAUGUACUACGACGUGAUGCCAGCCGAGGAGAAGAAGAAGAACCCAACCGAAUUCAAGCUGAUCUGCGCCGGACCGGAGGAGAAGGUUGUUGGCUUGCACAUCCUGGGUCUGGGAGUGGGAGAGAUGCUUCAGGGUUUCGGCGUCGCUGUGAAGAUGGGCGCAACGAAGAAGGACUUUGACAGCUGUGUGGCUAUUCAUCCUACUAGUGCUGAGGAGUUGGUUACAUUGCGUUAG
This is a messenger RNA of Aspergillus niger, 1419 nucleotides long. RefSeq lists its product as uncharacterized. Gene Ontology annotation, biological process: cell redox homeostasis; glutathione metabolic process; cellular response to oxidative stress. Lineage: Eukaryota; Fungi; Ascomycota; Eurotiomycetes; Eurotiales; Aspergillaceae. The record is from RefSeq and is a predicted model, not a curated record. Bases 1 to 1419 code for a protein of 472 amino acids. Gene Ontology annotation, molecular function: NADP binding; flavin adenine dinucleotide binding; glutathione-disulfide reductase (NADPH) activity. The transcript is spliced from 3 exons. Gene Ontology annotation, cellular component: mitochondrion; cytosol.